This is a messenger RNA of Camellia sinensis, 5725 nucleotides long. NCBI's taxonomy places the organism in Eukaryota, Viridiplantae, Streptophyta, Magnoliopsida, Ericales, Theaceae. The record is from RefSeq and is a predicted model, not a curated record.
ACCAAAAAUACCUUAAAAAGUCAGGCAGUAGGUUGGGCAAUCUUUCACUGUGUUUUGAGAUUGAAAUGACGCAAAUCAAGUUGUAAUGUUGUAAAUCUUUGUAGAUCGAUGCAAAUCGAGCCAAUUGAUAACCAUUUUGGUGGAACAAAUCGCAGCAAAGAAAGUUGAUAACUCUUUCCUUCUUUUUUUUUUUUCUUUUUGUUUGUCACGGUCUCCCCCCAUGUCUUUCUCUCAUUUUUUCUUUUUUCUUUUUUCUUUUUUAUUUUUUCUUUUUUCUUUUUAUGAAAAUAAUCUAUCCCUUAAUUUAGGCCUUAAUUCCAUCUCCAACGAUAUGAAAUUAAAGGGAUAAAAAUGAUAGAGGGAGGGGUGUAAAAUUGUAUCAUGUGGGUCGUUGGGGACACAAUCGGGAGCCUGAAUUAAGAGUUGUAGCUGGAAUUUUUUUUUUUCAUUUACACAUAAAUUUUAGGGACAUGCACCAAUAAAUCCCAAACUCUUAUCUUUUGACCCAUUUGGUCCUAUUUUUAAUCUUAUAAUCUAAUUAGUCCUACUCUAGUGUUAAUGACAACAUUACCCGUGUUUGACGCUGUUGACCACCUUCUAGUAAGGGUAAUUGAGGAAUACUCCAAUGUGGAUUUUACUGAAAUGCCCAAAGUUCUUAAUUGGUUGAUGUUUGUUCUCCCUCCAAGCAUAUCAGAAACGAAGAGACGUGGAUGGAAAUUUGCAUAGUACGCCGAUGUUAAUGGCGUAAUGUUAGGCGUUACAGUUGAAGAUUCUUUAUUGGUAAUGUGAAAUCCCUGUGGAUUGGGAUAAUAGAAUAGGAAAUUGCAUUUUACUCGAAACCCUAACGAAUACGCAACCAAAUCCCCUGUUCAUACGUCGAUACCAGCGAAGUGGGUGGCUGUGACACUGAUGUGCUUUGGAGCAGCAUUUGGAAAAUCUUCAUAAUCCGAUGGAAGUGACUGUGGUUGGAAAUAAUGACUCCAGGUAUGUUAAUCAUUGCUUUCGUUAGUGUUUGUGCGGUUGGGUUUUGCGCAAAAUGUGAUGUGUGUAUUAUCUGGCGAACUGCGGAGUAUUGUGCGUUUGAUAUAAAGUUGUUAGUAUGGAGGAUUUUGUGAAAUGCAUGCUUGUUGUGUAGAGUAGUUUGUCAAUGUUGUUGGGACGUUAUGGGUUCUCAGUUUGUUGCGUUCUGCUGGUUGUGUGCCCAUGUUAGUUUGUUCAAUGUAAAUUUGAUGUUAAUGAAAUUUUGUGAUCGGGUUUGUCCUGGAUUUUUGCUAUUUUUGUUGGUGGUGCAUAUGGUCCUGCAUUUGUGGGGGUAUUUUGAAUGGACUUGUGGGUUUUUUACAUUGAUCGAGAUAGUCGCAUAUUUUAUAUGGAGGAUCAUGUGUUGUGGGGGUUUUCCACUGGUGUGUGAUUAAUCAUCAUAGGUUGAUGAAGUGUGUUACACAACAUUCAAUUCAAAGUAAAGUAAUGACACAUGUCUUAGUUUUUUUAAUGAAUGAACAUCAUUUGGUUAUAGUCAAAAUUAUUGUGCUCUGCAAUUGUGGUUGGGUUUUGCACGAGUGCGUGAUUAUGGUUCGUUGGAUUUGUAUGUAAUGUAGUUCAAAGUAGUGAAUUUUCUUCGUUGGCACGCGAUAAUACAUUGGUUUUUAUGGUGUUGCAUGUAAUACGUGGAAGAUGUGUGGUAUGCAAUGGGUUGUUUAAAUAAAACGUUGGUGUGCCAUGUUAAUGGUAUUUACAUGUUUUACGUUUCUGAUGUGCCCCGGUGUGUGAAUGUAUGAGUUAUUUCGGUGAUCUAUUUGAUGGUGGUGUUUUUUGGCAUGGUUUAAUUUGGCAGGGCAUGCUCUACUAAUGUUCUACUACUGUUGUACUAAUGUUGCUCAUGAUUUGAUUUGGUGUGUAAAUUACUAAUGUUUUACUACUGCUGUAGUAAUGUUAUUCAUGAUUUGAUUUGGUGUGCUAAUUUACACGUAACAUAUGUUGCAGGUGGCAGUGGAAAUAGGAAUGGUAAACGGAACGUUGUGACGAGGUCACCGCAAACAUCGACACGGCUGGCUACAAAAAAACAAUCCAGGCUGCCAUUCAAAAAACAAAAAGGGCCGGCUGACAAUGUUAAGAAAGCUGAUGUUGGUCCGUCAAAGUUAAUGUACAGAUCGAACAUUUCAGGACUGAUUAGCACAGUGCUUCAAUUAGAUUUACGUGAUGGACACAUUAGACAGCUGCAAAAAACCCCGUUUGGGGUUAUGAUUGAUGCUAUUUGUGUUCACGAGCUUGAUCCAAAAGCGUUUAAGAAGUGUGAUGCAACUUUCUGUCGAAUUAUUCAAUGUUACAACCCGAAAGAUGAGAAGUUCCACGUUGGUGGAGCGAAGUUACCAUUGAGGAAUAAUGAUAUCAGGCUGAUAUUUGGGGUCCAGUGUAGGCAAGAGAAGUUGGAUUUGGCACAAGGUGGCAAAGGGCCCUCCAAUUUCAUGCAACAACGUUAUCCGAAUGUUAGGCGAAUCUCUUCAAAAGUUAUAAAGGAUCUGCUGGCAGAAGUAAUCUGUGGUCGUACAGAGCAUGACGAAGAAGAUGUGGCGAAGUUGCUGUGUCUCUAUGUUUGUGCGAAGUUAUUUUUCGCAACCACCGGCGAGCAUAUUGGUUGGGCGUUUGUUCGUGUGAUUGACAAGCUGGACACAUUAAGACAGUAUGACUGGACUGCAACAAUAAGGAACACGUUGAUUGACUCACUAAAUGAGAUGUACCACAGGCCAAAGAAAGUGACUGGUUGUGUCGUAGCGUUGCUGCCUAACGUCACUCCACGGUUUUGUCGAUGGAACAUUGGAGCAGCUGUGGCGAAAUUGAAAGUACUAAAUUUGAUGGAAGAAGGUUCCAUUGAGGUAUGGAAUAAAAUAGUUUCCAUGUCUUUAAUUUGUUUGCCCAAAUCAUACACUGAAUUUUUUUUCCUUAAAUGUUCUGUAUCCCCAGGUGCAGUGUGCGAAACUUGUUGGGACAAUUAGUGAGUGUCAUAUUCUGAAACUGGCUGUUGCUACGAAUGAGCCAAAUGAAUGUGGUACAAGUAGGAUGGAUGUGGAUCGCGAAGGGAGUGGGGCUGCUGUUGGGACGGAUGAUGUGGGCAGCAUGGGGCCUAGUUUGAAUUGUUGGCAGGUGGAUACACCAAAUGCUGGUAACAUCAAAAUGAAAGGUCGAGACGAUUAUGAGAAUAAAAAUACUGGUACACCAACCAGCAAGGUAAAAGUGGGUGGGAAGAUAGUGGCAGGUGGGGAAGUGUGGCCAGUCUUGUUCCCGGAUCUUCUAGAACUGUCCAGCACUCCAGAUGGUGAAGCCGUGGGUGAAGAACAAGGGGGAGUGAACGAUGAGUUGAGAUCUUGUAAUGUCAAAAUUGCUGAGUUGGAGAGUCAAAUACAGAGUAAAGACCCACGGGUGCGUGAACUGGAGCAGCGUGUCGAAAUGAUGGAGCAACUGCUAGGGAGGCAUGAUGGUAAUUUGUUUGUAGACUUAAAUAGUGUGAUUGUGGAAAAGGGUUCUGAAAUUGAUCGACUCAAUAAGGUGGUUGAUCGAUUGGAGUCAAAGAUAAGCAAUUUGCAGGAUAGUCUUGAUGAUUUUGAGGUGUACGAGGUGACGCAAUGUGUUGUCAAUGAUAGAUCAAAUCAGCGAACACCAAGCAAUAGUCUUUCAGGUAAAGUGAGUGGUUCUGGCCACAUCACGAGUGUAGAAAGUGCACAGCACUCUACGUGUCCUGUAGGCCAACCCAAAUACGUUGACACCACUGAAUUACAGAUUGUGGAGAACGAUGCUGGGAUUGAAGAUUUAACGGCUGACUUUUCCCAUGGGAAUGUACAUCCGACUGUGGUGCAGGUGGAGGGUAGUUGCAGUCCCCGAAAUGAGCAGCCAACGUCAGAUGGAAAUGUAAAUGUUGGCACAGCUGUCGUUGGCGUGGGUACUGCUUGUGAACACACAAAUGCUGAAACAAUUUCUAGGCCGAAAAUGACGUCGCUGGUCAAACGGGUGAAGACCAAACCAAGACGGGAAUUUAGGCUGUCUGACUACGAAUAUCCUGUCAUAUUUGGGCGACAACAAGUAAACGCGAAUGUGAGACUAGGUAAAUCGUUCGAGCCCGGGGUCAUUUACAGUGCUGAGGACGUUGAAGUGAAGCGGAAAAUCUGGCAUGGUUUUGGUAUGAACAGAAGGCACACUGUGUGGAACAUGUUGAAGGAUGAAGAUAGGCAACUACUAGAGAGAAUGUACAGUUUAGAGAGGGACGGGUUAAUAGUGUGGGACAGUGGACACAAUGGAAUACAAGUGCAUUUCACAGACAUCAAAGACCUAGUGCAGCAGAACUCCAUUCAUGGGAAUGUAAUUGAUGCAUACGCUGCUAUGUUGACUGAAAUGCGUAAGACGAUGUCUGGAAAAGCAGAAUUUGUGGGCACGACAUACGUUUACACUAGUGUGUGUUCGGAUAUGAUGCGGAACAGCAGCGCAAUGUCGCGAACAAAGUACUUGAACGUACACAUGAAGGCUGCGCGAGGGUACAGAUACACACUAUUCCCGAUCUACAAUGCCAACCAUUGGACAGUCAUGGCACACAAUUCAGAAAGUGGGAAUUGGAAACAUUACAACUCCAUGAGGCCAAGACGUGGAGUGCGUGAUGAGCAUUACAAUGAGGCUCUAAAAGUUAAAUAAUGGGUGGCCGACCACCACAACAAGUUUGUGAAACCAAGAGUUACAGCUGACGGCAUUGGGGCAGACCUUUUUUAUGGGAGUUUUGAAUCUGUUGUUGAUUGUCCACAACAAGUUCCAGAGUCGUCGGAUUGCGGAAUUUUCACAUGCUUCAUUAUCAGGCAAUACAUUCAUGGGGCAGAAGUUCAUACUACGAUGGACGGUCUCACACCAACUGGGCUACGAGCUGUAAUGGUGGACAUGUUCUUGAGUGACCUGGGCAGAGGACUCCGUGGUAGGACAUUGUAAGAGGUGUUCACGUUGCUCAUUCCAGAAGGUGCAAGAACGUGGUUACAAUGUUUUCUUCUUGGGUUUUAUGGACGUACAUAUAUGUUUUGUAAUUCUGUAAGAACAGAACGUUAGCAAGGAAAUUUUAAAUUGGGUAGCUGUCCUAUGUUGCUUUAUUAUCGUGGCAAAUGGUGCACCAACGGUUUAAGCGUUGGUUAGAAUUGGUUUUUUUGAAUGUUGAUAUUAUUUCUUAAGCAAUUAAAAUAGUUUCUUGGAUUCCACAUUAGCAGCUUUGAACCUUACAUGCGAAAAAAUUAUUUCUUACACGUCUACUAGUAUGCCAUUGUCCUUUUAUUAUCAUAUGGUGGAGAUGUGAUGGUAAUGUCCUUAACAAUGUGAAUUGUAUGUUUACGUUUUCAUGUGCAUAGGCAUGACAUUGUCUCUUAAUGCCAGAUGGUCCUUGGUAUAUAUAUAUGGUAUGAUCUACACAGGAGGUUACAUUUUAACAGUGAGUUGGGGGAAACCUGUUUUGCCACUAUGGAGUAAACGUGGUUUGAUCUCUGCGUAAGUUGACAAGCGCACAUCGGCUACGUGGUUAAUAUGGCAUGAGAGUAGAAUAAUUGGCCAUUGUCAUUUUAAGUAUCAUUGUAAGGACAACAUUUCAUUGUAAACGUAAUAUUACAUUGCAUUCAAAUUUUUUUAAAACAGUGGGUUUGUGGUGCAUAUUGUGUAUGACGUGCAGUGAAUUGCAAACAUACACCCAAACAUUAAAAACCAUUAGCCA